Molecule: messenger RNA, 1161 nt
Organism: Plasmodium malariae
Lineage: Eukaryota; Apicomplexa; Aconoidasida; Haemosporida; Plasmodiidae
Product: conserved Plasmodium protein, unknown function
Exons: 1
Coding region: 1-1161 (386 amino acids)
Source: RefSeq, a predicted model, not a curated record
AUGAAUAACUACAUUUUUACCACGUGCAACGAAAAUGAUGAAAGGACAAUAGAAAAAUAUCAUGGAAACCCAUUCACUAAUUCGAAAGAAGAUUAUUAUAAUGAAAAGAUUCAAAAGAUUAUUUGUUCAAUAUUAGCAAGUAAAAAUAUAAGGAAAAUAAACUACUUAGUUUUUGAUGUGUUAUUUGACUAUUUUAUAAAAAUUAUAAAAACCAUAGGAGUGAACUGUAGGAAGUUCUCCUCUCUAAGGGGUAGUGUGGUUGUAAAUUAUAUAGACAUAAAAUAUUGUUUGAAAUUAGCUUUUAGUAAUUUAUAUACUGAAAUAUAUGUAUUAAAAAAUUAUAAUAAGCUUUUUGGGCAUCUUAUAUUUGACAUACUACAGGAUGAUAAAGGGAAAAAAGACCAUAAUAAUAGUACUAACUAUAACAAUAGCAGUAAUAACAAUAAUAAUUAUUAUAGUAAUAAUAAUAGUAACACCUAUAGUAAUAAACCUAAUAUCUCUAGUAAUAAUAACAGCUGUAGGAAUAGUAACAAUGUUAACUACAUCAAUGUUGUCCAGAAUUCCUAUUUAUACUAUAAACAGUUAUGUAUGAAAAAAAAGGACAAGUAUGAUUCUUUAAAUGAUUUUAAUAAUAUUAAUUAUUUACCGUUAGGUACUUUCUCAUCAAACGAAAAUGUAAAUGUAUUAUUUUUAAAUGAAAAUAUUGAUAUUGAAAAAUAUAAAGAAAUUAUGAAAUUAAAAAAAAAAUAUAUACAUGACCAUAUGCCCAUAAUACCUCUCUCAUUAAAUAGGAAAGAAAAAAAAACAGGGUAUUACAAUGAUAAAACCGACUAUUAUGAACAAGAGUCAUCUUCAAUAAACUCCUCAUCAAACAGUUCGUCCACAUCUUCUUCCUCGACUUCCUCUGAUCAUUCAAGUGAUGAUUCAGACCAUUUCAGUUCUAUCAACAAACAUUAUGGAGAAGAAGAGAUGGAUAACAAGUUUACAAAAGAAUGUAUGGGGCAAGAAAAAAUUGAUAUAUUAAACCUCAUACCAAAGUUAAAAGAUAUAUAUACACAGAAUGCACAAAAUGCACAGAAUGCCCAUAAGAUGAUGAAUCAAGAGACGGGGAGUGAAUGCUUAUUCUUCAACUCGCUAAACAUUUUCGAUGCGAAGGAAUAG